Ilex paraguariensis (yerba mate) is the source of this 2279-nucleotide messenger RNA. The record is from the annotation of a GenBank genome assembly. Lineage: Eukaryota; Viridiplantae; Streptophyta; Magnoliopsida; Aquifoliales; Aquifoliaceae.
CCGCUGUUCCCGCGCCGGGUGCUGCAUCCGGUGUUGCGUUUGUUGUCCGUGCGGCAGAUCGGCGAGGGCAUGGCGGUGCUGCAUUACGAGGUGCGCAAGAGCACGAGCUGACGGGCUCCCUGAUUCGGUCUGCGCGCCGCUCAGUUCGCCUCCCCGCGCCCAGGCGCCGUCAUCCCCGGAAUGUAUUCAUUGGAGAUGAAGCUGCGGCAGCGGCCCAGUUUCAUGGGGCGGUGGUUGCCGUUCAGGUGCAGGGAGCGCACCACGUCGGGGCUGGCGCUGCGGGCCGCGAUCAGGGGCGAGACGCCGGCUUCGCGGAACAGCGACAUGAAGUAUUCACGGCUCAGGGGCAGGUCCAGCAGGACCAUGGGCAGCUGGGCCAGCGCCUCCAGCGUGGUGGAGCGGUGGUUGGCCAGCGGAUUGAGUUCGCUGACGAUGACCAUGGGCGGCAGCUGGGCCAGGGGCUCGAAGCAGAUGUCCGAUUCGGCCACCAGCAGGUCGUAGGUGAUGGCGACAUCGAUCUGCGCGGUGCGCAGCUUGUGGAUCAGGCCUUCCUGGUGGUCCUCGAUCUGCGUCACCGUGGCCUUGGGGUGGGCGCGCGCGAAUCCCUGGCACAGCUCGGGGGCGACCAUGGCCGCCAGCGUGGUGAAGCAGCCCACGCGCACGGGGCCGCGCACCUGGCUUUGCGCGCUGCUGGCCACGUCAUACAAGGCCAUGGCCUGGUCGAGCAGGCCGCGGAUUUCCCGCAGGACUUCGGCGCCUGCGGGCGUGACGGACAGGCCUUGCGCAUGGUGGCGCACGAACAGCGGCACCUGCAGCUCCGCCUCCACCUGGGUGAUGGCCGAGGAGAUGGACGAGGGCGAGACGUGGAUGCGGUUGGCGGCCUCGGCAAUGCUGCCGAACUCGCCCGCUGCCACGCAGUAUUCCAAUUGUCUGAAGGUCAGUCGUGUCAGCACGGUGUGCAAGAGGUGGAGAGGGGGAGGGCGGCCAGGGUGAUCCGCCGCGUAGUUGACCAAGCGGCGGACCGCGCUGCAAGAGGCCCUUCCCGCAAGGCGCCUGCAUUGUGCGGCGUCGCUGGCGUUGUGAUUGCGAAACCAUUGCGCCACCGCACCGUCGCCCUGGGCUGGCGCCUGCGUGGCCUUCACGCGGUCCGUCAGCCCGGCGGACUUGCCGACAAAGUCCAGCGGCGCAUCCCAGUUGAAGUGCCGGUACACGGCCGCCGUCUGGGCGUAGGGCGGGCAUUGCGCAAACAGCUGGAAGCUGAGCCGGUGGCCGGCGUGGUCCGAGUCGAGCAGGUCGCGCGCAUAGGCCAGCAGCCUGCGGCGGUCGUCGGCCUGCGAUUGCGGGCCGAGCGUAUAGAACUUGCGCAGCCAGGGGCCGGUGUCCUCGUUCUCGAAGCUGGCGUGGUCCGGCGUCAGGCAGACCUGGCCGCCGCACAGCUCGCGCACGGUGUUCAUCAUGUGGUGCAGCUGGCUGGUGGCCAGCGACCGACCCGUGAACAGCAGCGACUGGUUGGGCAUCAUCAGCCCGGCCGGGCUGCGCUCGGCCAGCGCGAUGGCGGCCGUGAGGUGGGCGUUGAUGCCUUCGCGGUAGCAGGCCAGGCCGGCCAGCCUGUCCUGCACGGCCUGCAGCUUCUCCACGCCGGUCUGGCGCGCGUUGUGCAGGGCCGUGCCUAUCAGCAUGUCGGCCAGCUUCAGGCUGCGCUGCAGGAAGGUGAAGGCCGAGUAGCGGUGCAGCGUCUCGCGCAGGAAAUGGGCGGCCCGGGUGUGGCGGUAGAACAGCACGUUCUCCCAGGGAACCAGCACGUCGUCGAAGACCACGAUGGCAUCCACUUCGUCGAAGCGAUGGCUCAACGGAUGGUCCUGGGCCGAUGCGCGGGCGGCCAGGCCCGGGCGGCAGAUGAAGCGCAGGCCGGGCGCGCCCAGGUCGCAGAUGAAGCCUAUGGCGUAUUCGGACUGCGCCGCGUCGCCCCAGUGCGCCAGCCCCGGCUUGGUGAAGGCCUGGUUGGCAUAGGCGGCAGCGGUCUCGUACUUGGCGCCGCGCACGAUGACGCCUGCAUCGGUCUCCUUGACCACGUGCAGCAGCACGUCGGGGUCCUGGUCCUGCGGCAGGCGCGAGCGGUCGCCCUUGGGGUCGGUGUUGGCCGAUACGUGGAACAGGUCGCCACGCACCACGCGGCGGAUGUGGGUGCGGAUGUUGGCGGAAAAGCGCGGGUCCAGCUCGUUGAGCACGUCCUGGCCGUCGAACAGCGACCACAUCUCGCCCACGCUCUCGUCGCCCAC